This is a messenger RNA of Talpa occidentalis (Iberian mole), 618 nucleotides long. It is a transcript of the gene PTRHD1, whose product is annotated as peptidyl-tRNA hydrolase domain containing 1. NCBI's taxonomy places the organism in Eukaryota, Metazoa, Chordata, Mammalia, Eulipotyphla, Talpidae. Gene Ontology annotation, molecular function: peptidyl-tRNA hydrolase activity. The coding region runs from base 30 to 452 and encodes 140 amino acids. The record is from RefSeq and is a predicted model, not a curated record. The transcript is spliced from 2 exons.
UGCGCGCAGGGCACCUCCUUACUCCCGGCAUGCACCGGGGACUACGUCCAGCCUUUCUGUUGGGCAGGAAAAUGGCGGCCUCCGGCGCAGAGCCGCAGAUCCUGGUACAGUACUUGGUGUUACGAAAGGAUCUAUCGCAAGCUCCCUUCUCAUGGCCGCUCGGCGCACUGGUAGCGCAGGCUUGUCACGCCGCCACCGCGGCCUUGCACGUUCACCGCGACCACCCGCACACACAGGCGUACCUCCGGGAGCUGGAGCGCAUGCGCAAGGUGGUGCUCGAGGCCCCCAACGAGGCCACCCUAAAGGAGCUGGCUGAGACCCUACAACAGAAGAACAUUGAUCACAUGCUGUGGGUGGAGCAGCCUGAGAAUAUCCCCACGUGCAUUGCACUCCGUCCCUACCCUAAGGAAGAUGUAAACCAGUAUUUGAAGAAGUUCCGAUUGUUCAAAUGACUGAUAUUAUCCAUUGCUUGGAUAUAUAUGAAUAUCAGCUGGAUUGAGAAGCUGCAGACCAUCCAUCCCUAAGUAUCAUGUACUCCUUUCAGUGGCAACUUGCUCUUCCCUUUAAAAUAUAGCAGUUUCUUGAGAGUCAAACACAUGUUCACAUUAAAGUUGCCAU